Clupea harengus (Atlantic herring) is the source of this 2018-nucleotide messenger RNA. RefSeq names its product SUN domain-containing protein 2-like. The record is from RefSeq and is a predicted model, not a curated record. Bases 13 to 1965 code for a protein of 650 amino acids. Lineage: Eukaryota; Metazoa; Chordata; Actinopteri; Clupeiformes; Clupeidae. Gene Ontology annotation, cellular component: nuclear envelope; meiotic nuclear membrane microtubule tethering complex. The transcript has 17 exons. Gene Ontology annotation, molecular function: protein-membrane adaptor activity.
UUCUCUCUAGCCAUGUCCCGGCGAAGUAUGAGAUUACUGACGAGCGAUUAUUAUCGCAACGACGGUGAAAUGAACGGGCGCAGUAGCUCCCAGGUGUCUUACAAAGAGACCCCUGUCAGGGUGUUUAAGAGGAGGACCGGCUCUCGGAGUCAGACUGUGUCCCGCACCGGGUCACAGGUGACCACCCCCUCCCUCUCCCGUACCGCAUCUCACGCGGCAACACCCUGCCUCUCCUUCAGCUCUCUGACCACCGAGGCGUCUUUGAGAGGUGUGGUCUCUGCCCUGAAGGCGGCCACUCAGAGCCAGAGCUGCCAUGUUGGCUCCGCCUCCUGCUUCAGUGUGCCCUCAGUGUGUCCCUCCCCCCACCACGGCAGCUGCAGCUCUGGGCGCCCCCUGCUGGACCAGUCGUGCAUCACCUCUGGAUACUCUUCCUCAGAGGAGUGCGAGGCCGUCCUGGCCCCCACCUGGAGGAAGAGGAGCAGGCUUCUGAGCAGGAGCCAGCGCACCAGUUCCUCUAGGAUGCUCUCUGGUGAUGCUGAGCUUGUGGAGACAAGCCUCACACGAGUGCUUUUCGCUGGUCUCACCCUGCUCUGCUGCAGCCUCUUUGGCCUCCUCAGGGACGUGCUGCCUCACAGCAGUCGUACCCAGCACUUGAGGAAGCCUGCACUGACUGUUUUGACUUUGACUUUGUUUGCUACUGGUUUCUGGUAUUGGUACCCUGCUCUCACCUCUCUCCUGAUGGUUGCUGAACCUGCCUGGCCUGGUUACAGCACAUCUACCCUUGGCAUGAACACGGACCCAAGGAUUGUGACGGAUUUCAACGUGUUCCGUAAGGAAGUCCUGGACCGUAUCCACCAAGGAGAGGCCAAAUGGAAGGAAAGCUGGACUACAGAACUGGAUGGUGUUAAGCGAGAUAUCGGCCUUCUGAAGGAGGAUGGAGAGAGACACAGGCGCAUGUCUGAGAUCAUGAGAGUGGAAAUGACUAACUUCAAGGAUGUGGCAAAAAAUAAUGACCUUGACCAGCAGACUUGGGUGAAUAAAAAGGUCACUGGUGUGGCCCAAAAGGUAGCUAAACUCAAGGACAGUGUGUCGUACCUCAGAACUGCCCAUCACAACCUCGAACAACGCCUGGAUGGUCAAGAAAACACCAAUGCUCAGCUGAAGAAGGAGCUCACUGAUUGGCUGAAGCAAGAGUUCCGGGCAGCUCUUGGAGAGGAGGCAAGAAUUUCUGUUCUGCGUCCUGAACUGCAGGGGGCGCUGGAGGCUCUGGAGAAGAGGCUGCUCCAGCAUCUGGCUAAAGAGCUGCGCAAGGAACGUGGGAACAUGUGGAGGAUUGUGGGAGAGAGCCUGCAGAAUGAAGGACUGGGCUCCAUUACGGUCAAGCAUGUCCAGGAGAUUGUUCAGAGGGCAUUGAGCCUUUAUAGAGCAGAUGGAACUGGCAUGGCUGACUACGCUCUGGAGUCUUUGGGUGCUACUGUGAUUGGUUCACGGAGUUCGGAAACAUACCGCACCAGGUCUCCAUGUGUCAGCCUGUUUGGGGUGCCACUGUGGUACGCUUCAGAGAGUCCACACACUGUUAUACAGCCUGAGAUGCACCCUGGGAAGUGCUGGGCGUUUAAGGGCAGUCAGGGUUUCCUCACCAUCGGCCUGUCCCUCCCUGUGCGCGUCACACACGUCACCUUGCAGCACAUCCCCAAGAGCCUAUCCCCCACCGGACGCAUCGACAGCGCCCCUCGAGAGUUCGCCGUUUACGGCCUGAGUGGAUUUGAUGAGCAGGAGGAAGGGAAGUUCCUGGGUAGAUUCACAUAUAACUCUGAUGGCGAGCCCAUCCAGACCUUUGAGCUACCGGACUCUGUGAAGGAUGUGUAUCGUGCGGUGCAGUUAAGGGUUCUCAGUAACUGGGGUAACCCUGAGUACUCCUGUGUCUACAGAUUCAGGGUUCACGGCCAGCCACUGCCCCACUGAGAGCCGCACACCACACAACCUCACCAAAGACUUCAUUUGUAUUACUCUAUUAC